UUUACCUGCCUGGUUCGCUAUUCGUCUGCGACAAAGUGGUUUGUAAUUUCCCAAUAGCGUGUUAACGAUAAAUGAAAACUGCGAGGUAGAAGCGUGGUGAAACAACGCGUGAAAUGACCAGGAUACGAAUUUGAAACGAUUCAUUAAUACACGAGGAUGCCGACCAACGAAGAGUCUACGGGUGACAGCCUCUCGGAGAGACUUGUCAAGAGUGACGAAAAUGAGGUUGUGAAUUGCCGGAGUAGCACGGACAACAUUGAAGGGCAUAAAUUGCGACAUAGCACGGACAGUUUUCCAAAUAUCAAUGAGAGACCGGUCGAAGAUAUCUCUAUCACACUCUUCUAUAGGCCACACAGCAUUACGUUGCUACUUACCGCGAUCGGUGCUGUAAUAUAUUCAGCUUUUACUAGGAAUACUACCAAUGUCGAAGACAACAUUUGGGCUGGAAUACUUUGCAUCAUAUUUUUUUUUCUAAUUAUAUCGAUACUCACAUUUCCUAAUGGACCAUUUACGAGACCUCAUCCUGUCGUUUGGAGACUCGUUUUUGGCUGUAGUGUUUUGUAUUUAAUGGGCCUGUUGUUUUUGCUAUUUCAAGAUUACGAUACAGUGAGAAAAAUCUUUGUGUGGAUAGAUCCAGGCUUGGCAUCGUUUCAUAUAGAUAUGGAUAAAGAAUACGGUGUUAAUUGUUCAGACAUUACGUUAGAGAAGAUAUGGAACCAUUUAGACAUUUUUGCAGCUGCUCAUUUCUUAGGGUGGACUUUGAAAGCAAUUCUUAUUAGACAUCUUGGUAUUCUUUGGGCCAUUAGCGUUAUGUGGGAAGUAACAGAGAUAGCAUUUGCCCAUUUACUACCAAACUUUGUUGAAUGCUGGUGGGAUGCUUUCAUACUUGAUGUAGUUGUAUGUAAUGGUUUGGGUAUAUGGGUCGGAUUAAAAAUUUGCUCUCUAUUGGAAAUGCGAGAAUACAAGUGGGUAAGCAUCCGUGACAUUGAGAGCACCACUGGCAAGUUGAAGAGAGCGAUGUUGCAGUUUACACCUGGCAGUUGGACUGCUGUUAGGUGGCUAGAUCCAACUUGCACAUACAUGCGAUUUGUUGCACUGUGUCAGUUGGUCAUUUUCUGGCAGGUUUCAGAACUGAAUACAUUUUUCUUGAAGCACGUAUAUGAAUUUCCACCUUCUCAUCCAUUUGUUGUGUCAAGAUUGAUACUAGUUGGGAUAAUUGUUGCACCAUCUGUUAGGCAGUACUACAUGUAUGUAACAGAUCCAACAUGUAGUAGAGUAGGGACACAGUGUUGGGUCUAUGGUGCAAUUAUGGUUACAGAGGCAUUACUGUGUAUAAGACAUGGUGCUGCAUUAUUUGAGCGCACCCAGGCAUUGAACAUUCUUUUAUGGCUACUUUGCCAAUCUCUAGUCUCGGUUCUUUGUGUUUAUGGCUGUGUUUUAUGGCAUCAAUACUUUGAGACGGAAAAGAAAGCUACUUCAAAACAGUCAGUUAUCCAGCUAGGCAACAGCCAUGUGGAUGCAACCCAAAGCAGUGGGAGUAUGGUCCACUCUACAGAAUUUACGCUGGAAAAGAAGCAAUUGUGAAAAAACGAAAAAGGAAAA
Messenger RNA from Hylaeus anthracinus, 1602 nucleotides. RefSeq names its product phosphatidylserine synthase (gene l(3)77CDf). Bases 157 to 1584 code for a protein of 475 amino acids. The record is from RefSeq and is a predicted model, not a curated record. Gene Ontology annotation, molecular function: L-serine-phosphatidylethanolamine phosphatidyltransferase activity. The transcript has 5 exons. Gene Ontology annotation, biological process: phosphatidylserine biosynthetic process. NCBI's taxonomy places the organism in Eukaryota, Metazoa, Arthropoda, Insecta, Hymenoptera, Colletidae.